Messenger RNA from Salvelinus sp. IW2-2015, 4199 nucleotides. RefSeq names its product spectrin repeat containing, nuclear envelope family member 3 (gene syne3). Gene Ontology annotation, biological process: nuclear migration. Gene Ontology annotation, molecular function: actin filament binding. Lineage: Eukaryota; Metazoa; Chordata; Actinopteri; Salmoniformes; Salmonidae. Gene Ontology annotation, cellular component: meiotic nuclear membrane microtubule tethering complex; cytoplasm; nuclear outer membrane. The record is from RefSeq and is a predicted model, not a curated record.
CCCGGCGAUUAUCAGUUGCUCUGCGGAUUUGCUGCUCUCGUCUGGCUAAAUCUGCUAAAGUUAGGCUAUGCAGCUAUAGCAGAGGCCUCUCCUACACACUUCCUGCGUUAUGCUACACGUUUACGGUGCAUAUUAGGUAAUUUGUGGACAGGAACGUUAACUGUUACUUUCACCAAUGCACAGGAAUCGUCUGGCUCCCACAUGACUCAGCAGGAGCAGCAGGAGUUUAUUGAUAGCCUGGAGGCAGCUCAGUCCUGGAUACAUGUCGUUCAGGAGAGGCUCCGGGUCAAUGACAACACCCAGGGCCCCCGAGCAGCCCUGCAGGCCAGGCUCAGAGAGACAGAGAAAAUCCACGAGUCUGAGCAUGAGGGUCGCGUGAAGGUGGACAUGGUGCUGGUGGCUGCCGAGGUCUUACUGCAGAACGGAGACCAGGAGACCAGGAGCAAAACCCACGCCAGACUCAAAGAGCUCAAAGCAUCAUGGGAGGAGACCUGCACCUUCAUAAUCCACUGCCACAGCCGGAUAGAGUGGGUGUGGCUGCACUGGAGUGAGUACCUGAAGGCGCACGAGGAGGUUGAGAUGUGGCUGGUCCGCAUGCGCCGCAGUCUGGAGCCGGAGGUGGAACUACAGCUGGGGGUGAAGGAGAAACUGUGGCAGGUGGACCACCAGCAUGUCUUGCUGAGUGACGUGCAGAGCCAGGCACUGCUGUUGGAGAGGCUGUUGGAUGAGGCUGCAGCGCUGCACAACCGUACCCAGGACCCCAGUGUGGACCAGGAGGCACAGGAGCGACUGCAAGAGGCAUACAACAGCAUACGGGACAGGGCUGAGGAGAGGCUGUCAGUGCUGCAGAAGAUAGCUGAAGAGCACCAGAUUUACCAGAGCUACGUCCUAAAGUUCCAGGCCUGGCUGGUGUCCAAGGCUAAGGAGCUGAACACACUUACAGAGACAGAGGACACAGCCGAGAACCAUCUCCAAGCCCUACAGACCCUGGACGACAGUGUGGCCAGUGAGGAGCGGACGCUGCAGCACAUCGAGGGCAUGGCGGAGGCAGUGCGGGCCAACACGUCGCCCGGGGGGGUGGAGGUGGUGGAGGAGGAGGUGGAGGAGCUUCGUCUGGCCUGGCAGAGGCUCCGACAGAGCCUGUGUGAGGCUGGGGAGGGCCUGAGGAGCAGCCUAGACUCUCAGAGCCAGUACCAGAGCCGCUGCCAGCGCCUGGGGGAGGACGUCAGGCAGCUCAGGGGCCUGCUCCACAGACUGACCAGAGACCUGGAGACUGCCAGCGAGGGAGACAGGACCGAGGAACAGAUGGUUGGGCAGUGGAGGAAGUACACGAAUGUCCGGAAUACUCUGUCAGCAGAGGAAUCCCAGGUGGAGAACCUCAAGGCCCAGCUUAAAGAACUAUUCCGCUUUUCCCAAGAUUCCCGGCAUCUCUCUGACGACGUCCUGGCUGUGGUGAAGGAACACCAGAGUGUGAAGUGUCUCGCAAUGAAGCUGUGUGUGGAGUCAGAGACCGGGCUGAGACUGGUGCUGCAGGACCCUCUGCAUGGCUUCUCUCAGUGGAGCCAGCUGGUCUCUCAGGUGCUGGAGGCCUCAGCAGAGGUGUCUGAGUUCUCCCACAUCGCCUUGCUAGUGCAGAACAUCGAGAGUUUGAUGAUGCAAAGUCUGCAGCUGCAAGAGCGGUUGAGUCUGCUGCAGGUGAAGAGAGAUCUGCUGGCUUCAGUGUUUGGCUCUGACAGAGCAGAGAGUCUACUGACGGAGCUCAACGCCGCCGUGAGGAACCGAGAGCUACUGCACAGCCAGCUUCUGCAGAGGAAGGGAAGACUGCAGGGUUUGAUCUCGAGGACGAAGGACUUUGGCGACGCCUACGAGUCAAUCAGGAGCAAGCUGACCCUCCUGAGAGACAGACUGAUCUCAGCAGACAUCCUCCAACCAGACAUACUGGCCAAGAAGAGCCAGUCAGACCAGCUACGGGGGAUCAAGAAGGACUUGGAGGACUGUGAGGCCCACAUCACAGCUCUGGAGACUCUGGUGUCAUCCAGCUCCGCUAACCAGACCCGGUCUGAGAGGCUGUAUGGGGACUGGAGGAACCUAUACAAGGCAGUCCGGGUGAAGGGGAACGAGAGUGAGGAGAGCAUCAGGGAGCACGAGAGUUUCCACGAGAGCCUGCUGAAUGUAGAGAAGUGGCUGAUGAUUAUGAGGCAGAAGCUGGAGUCCUACCGCAGUUCUGCUGGGGAGUGGAGCGUGGACAACAGACAGCAUGAAGCUGAGAGGGCACUAGGUGAGUUCCCAGAGAAGGAGCUGCAGCUGCACCAGACAGAGGUGCAGGGCCAGGGGGUGCUGAAGAGGACCUCUGAGGAGGGACGAGUGCACAUCCUCAGGGACAUGAAGCGCCUGAGAGAGUCCUGGAUGGCCCUGCAUGACCUCAGCCUCAACCUCUUCAGGCUACUGAAUGGACACAGCUCCUCUGAGGACCAUGACUUAGACAUCCAGAGGGUGAGAGGUCAGGCUGGGGAGUUGACAGGCCCAGCUAGGGAGCUCUUUCAUGGGGAUGGAGGAGACCUGAUCAAAGGAAGAGGCUCCAGCAACAGGAGGGAGGGUGCUCCAGAGGGAUCCCCAGGAGAGGACCAUGGUGUCUGGGUCUCUCAGAGCUAUGGAUCAGGGUCUGGGAGAGGGGGAAGAACAGGGUCAGGGGCAAGGAUGGAGCAAAGCGAAGGGGCAAGUUUUAGAGCAGAAGAGGGUGUGUGGGUCGAGGGAGGGUUCGAGGGCAGUGUGGAGGAUAUGGAUCUCUCUGAACAUGGGGAGAGACAGGGCAGUGGUCAACAGACUCUGGGUCAACAACUGGGUCCAAUGGCGGUAAGCCAAGGAAGCAGUCAGAGACCGGGACAGGGCAGUGGGGUUGAAAGCAGUGGCAAUUGCAGGGGGAAGGGUGGCGGUGAGCACAGCUUUGGUGUUGAGGAGGUGGACUCCAUUGCCUGGAGAGGGGGGUAUGGUCAGGGAGGAGAGCGGGAGACCAGAGGGGGAACCACAGGGAUAAACUCCUCAGGCCACACAGGAGGCAGAAGCCCCCAGUGUGGAGUGGUGGGGGGCUCUGGGUCCAGGAGUAGCGGAGUGGUGGGGGGUUCUGGUUUUACAGGCAGCGGUGUGACGGAGGGAUCAGGCUCUAGGAGUAGCGGAGUGGUGGUAGUCGGGGCGUCUGGGUCCAGCAGCAGCGGGCGGACAGAGGAGUGGGUGGAUGAGCAGAGGUCCAGAGGUGUGGCUGACCCUGUAGUCAUGGAGGUAGAUGUGGGGUUAGGGCUAGGUCAUAGUCAGGGCAGCAGAAGCAGCUAUGGAGAGGGAACAAGUGAAAUGGGAGACCGGAGUGGAAGUGGAGGGGGAUACCUGCGACACAGAGGGUCCUUCACCCUGAUCAAGACGAAGAUGGAGGAUCCAGUCAUGGAGCAAGGCUUUGCUAGAGAAACCUCUGGAGGGCUACAGAGCUCAAGUCAACACACCACGGCAGGUCCAGGUUCAGCUCUGAGUGCAGCGGAGUACGAGGACAGGAGGAGGAUGUUUGAGGCCUGGCUACAGAAGGAAAACGAUACUCUUUCAGGGAUUCUCAACACCAAGGGACCGCUGAGCACCAGAGAACUCAAGAUCAGGCAGAACACACUCAAGACUUUGCGGUCCAGUGUGGGCUGGGGUCAGGAGCAGUUCCAGCUACUGCUGAUGUCUGGGGCGGCUGCAUCCGGAGCCGGGGACGGGGCUGACCAUUGGGCUGAGGAUGUGGGUAUGGAGGAGAUACGUUAUCGCUGGAUGCUCUACAAGUCCAAACUGAAGGAUGUAGGAGACCUCAAGGCUCUGUUGAAUGUCAAGGGUGCAAGUGUUGCUGGACAGGAGGAACACACCAGGACGGCUAAGGAGAAGACUCCAGGCCUGCUGUACCGUGUGUGUCGGGUGGCCCUGCCCCUCUGGCUCCUGCUGUUGGCUCUGCUUCUCUUUGCCUUCUUCCUGCCCUGGAUGGACGAAGGCUCCAGCUGCUCUCUGUCCAACAACUUUGCCCGCUCCUUCAACAUCAUGCUACGCUACGACGGACCUCCACCCACAUAGAAGUAUUAUAUAAGUUGAUUCCUCUUCAUCCUCAAUCCAUUGUGUGUCUGUGUGUGUAAGUGUAUGUGUGAGAGUCAGUGAGUGUGUGUGUUAAGGCAUCCGCAUGCUUCCCA